UAGCAACCCGGUGUUAUCGUGUCCGCCCGAGUCAGUAAAUGUCAGUGCAUAGUAACAGUGUACACGUAAGUUAUUUGCGUGGUAUCCAGGGUGACGUCAUAGGGAACACAUUUACUACUACCGUAAGUUAAGUCGCCGCUAAAAAAAAAAACUACCCGGAUUUAUUAUGGAGGCUGCUGAAGACGAGAAAACAGAGAUAGCACAAGCUCAAGCAGAUCCUGUAGAUCCUGAUUUGUCUAAGCAAAAACCUCAAGCAAAAAAUCUUAAUGUCUGCAAAUUUUUCCUGAUGGGCAAGUGUCAUUUUGGAGACCGAUGUCGCCUUUCUCACAGUAGCACAUCUGUGCUUGCUCAUCAAAAACCAGUGCAGACAGAAGAGAAAGAAUGCAAAAAAAGUAAAACUAGAAGAAACACAGGCAAAACAGAUAAGGUCAAAGUCGAAGAAAGCAAAGGGCCUGAGAAAAAGCUGCGUAUGCGCACGGCAGAUGAUGUAAUUUCCAGGAUUCUGUGGGAUAGCUCUGUGGACCCAGCUGACUUUAUAGUAGGCCACUUGGACCGCUUUCUGGGAGUACUGGAACGUCCUUUCUCUGACUUUUCAUGGGACACUCAGGUAUGCGACUGUGAUUAUUCAGAGGAAAUGGCCAUUCCUCGUCACCGGAUCCAGUACUUCACUUAUAAAGGUCAACGUGUGUGGGACAGGGACAGUCGAACUGACCACGUUUUUGGCUCCACGGGACAGUCUGUAAUGUCUCCAUUUGAUAGGGGCGCUCCACCACAAGAUAAUGUUGCAGCAGAUACAGCUGACGGGGAAGAAUUGUCUGUUGAGAAAAAUGAGCAAGAUUCCAUAAACUACGACUUAACGGGAGCUGCAAAUGAGGAAACUUUUGGUGAUACUGGAGGAACGUUAGACUCUAGCGUAAAUAUUCAAAUCGACAAAGACUGUGAAGAUGCAGGUCUAGCUCAAGUAGCAGAGGGCCUUUCUGUCUCCCCAGAAAACAAACAAAUCACAACACAGGAUGAAUGGACAGACAGCUGGGACAAGGAGGAUGCGAAGGUGGAAGAGGCGGAACCUGCGCAGCCCAUACCUCAAGAGCCACUCCCAGGCCGUAAACCACGCAAGCCCACUCAUUUUAUUUGUUUUCGUGUGAACUCACCUGCUGCCUUAAGGGCAUUUCAGCUUAUCCAGAGGAAAGUUCUGACCCACUUUCCCCAGUCAGAGUCAUCAUGGGUGAAGCCAGAAACUCUGCAUGUUACUCUGUCUUUGCUUUUCCUUCAAGGCCCAGAGGAGGUGUUUGCUGCAAGCGAGCUACUUCGCUCAGUGGUUAAAAACUUCUACAAGCCACCAAUCUCUGUGUCCUUUACUCCUAAACUGAAGCACUUCAAUGGAAAAGUCCUUAAUGUAGCCCCCCAGCCCUGCGCGGACGUUCAGAACCUGAACGCUCCUAUUCAGGAAGCGUUCAGGGAGAAAGGCUGGCUUCAUCGCGACUCACGAAACCCCAUCUACCACCUCACACUAGCUAAAGUAACAGAAGCAGAUGGAGAAAGGAUAUUUGAAGAAGUGUGGCGGGUUAAACUGGAUAAGCAGUUAAACUUUGGGAAGCUGACCGUGGACAAAUUGCAUCUGUGUGUUAUGGGUGCUCCACGGACUGCUGAUGGAUUUUAUGAGACAGUGUGUUCUGUGCAGUUGCCCACGGUGUAACAGCUUAAUGUUAAUCAUAACAAGAACCAACUAGAUUAAAAAAGGAAUACAUCAAAGUAACAUCACAUCUGUACUGUAUUUACCUAAUGUCCAAAUUGUUUAUAUUUGUGUAUGUAAAUAUAUGCAAAAUAUAAACAAUUUAUAAUGGACACGCUGAUGUACAUCAUCAUAUAUUACAGGUUCAAUUACAUAAAAAAAGAAAUAAUUUAAAGCAGCAAAAAAACUUUUGAUGAUUUCAGGUGUUUGGGGACCUUUUGGACUAAUAGUAAACCAUUAGUCCAAAAGUACUAACUAAUGUUAGUAGUUAUAUACAAUACCAGUCAAAUAAUAGAACACAAGUUUGGAUUUAUUUCUUAUUUUCCAGAACACUAAUGAAUUUUUUGAUAUUUUUUUUAGUUUUUAAACUUUGAAAUUACCCAUAUUCUAUUAGUUAAUUAGGUAAAAACAGCCAACUGUGAUUUUUAGACAUAAAGGAUAGCAGUUCUGGAAUAGUUAUCGCAAGAACAGUAUUGUCAAGUGUAUUUGCAAAACCCAUUAAUCACCUUGAUGAAAGUGAGUCUCAUGAAGACCAUCCCAGGAAAGCAAGACCAACACACACCUCUGCUGCAGAGAAAUUAAUUUCGAGUUACCAGCCUCAGAAAUCACCAAUUAACACCUCAGAUUAGAGCCAUUAUGACGGCUUUACAGAGCAUAAGUAGCAGACACACCUCAAUAUCAACUGUUUACAGGAGAUUAUUGAAUAUCUCGGAUGUUUAUUUCUUUAGACCCAAAAUCAGGAAAGACUAUGGAGUUAGAAGGUGUGUCCACAAUUUUGACUGGUAGUAUAGAUUUUUGUGUAGAUUUAAGUGAGAUCAACAACUCAGAGAUUUAUAAACUUACACUGGUCUCUAUUACUACAGCACAUUAUACCUACUGAUCUGUUGUCAUAUAGUUACUGUAGAUUUUAUGAUCAUGGUUGUGUCACAGACACAGAAACAAUUUGUGCAAGUUAGGGUCGUCACAUUUAUUACAGCAGUUAUUUAAUUAAAAUAAUCUCUUUCUACAGUCAUUUAUUAGAUUUCACAAUCAUGUUUAUACAACAAGAGACCACCAGGUAUGUUAUUUGCUUUAUGAGUUGCGUGCAGUCAUGUAUUACUCAGCAAGAUCUCAAAACUCCUGAAAUCCUCAAAAGUUAUAUUUUGCUGCUUUAAAUCAUAUUUUAAACUGAGCAUUACCUUACAUCAUGUACAGUUUAAAUAGAAAAUUAAUUAAAUUGUCAAGUAUGAGUCAUCUAAAUGAUUGUUUCAGGACUGAAAUUGGCAUGAAGAAAUUUAUGAAGUCUUUGUAUACAAGUCUUCAUCAGGGAACAUUUGGUACCCUCAGCAAAGUGGACUUUAUACCUUUCACCUUCCCUGUUUUAUAAUUUGACUUUUGCCUUACUCUGAUCAGCCCUAUAAUUAAAACCACCUAGGUUUUAGGUUCCCCUUAUUCCAACAAAACCGCUCUAUCCACUCAAGGCAUGUCUCCACAAGACCUCUGAAAAUUUCUGAACAGAAUUUUAGCAGCAGAUUCUCUUGUGCUGUAAGUUGCAAGGUGGGGCCUGAAUAGAUCAGACUUAUUUCUUCAGUACUUUUUUUUUUCAGGGUUUUGUGAUCCAUUUAGCUUUUUCCCCACCAACAAAAAUGUGCCUUGGCUACCCACGGUCCUGUCACCAGUUUACUGAUAUAUAAUUGAUAAUUAUUGUUAUUUAAUUUCCCUGGUGGUAGUGUCAAUUUUAUGGCUGAUCGGUGUAUAGAUAAACACGGUUAUAGAAGGAAUUCAUUUAACCACACACGUAUUACUCAAAUAACUAUGGCUCCCCCUUUGAGUCUGAUUCUUCUCAGGGGUUCUUUCCAAUGUCAUCUCAGAGACUCUUUCCUAGCCACAGUUGCCUCCAGGUUGCUCAUCGGGGACAAGCUGAAUUAAAGUUUUAAAUUUUUUAAAAACUGUUCUGAAUUUUUAUUCCUGUAAAGCUGCUUUUAGAUGAUGUUAAUUGUUAAAAGCACUGUACAAAUAAAAUUGAACUGAGUUGGAUUGACUGCA
Clarias gariepinus (North African catfish) is the source of this 3757-nucleotide messenger RNA. RefSeq names its product leukocyte receptor cluster (LRC) member 9 (gene leng9). NCBI's taxonomy places the organism in Eukaryota, Metazoa, Chordata, Actinopteri, Siluriformes, Clariidae. The transcript has 7 exons. The record is from RefSeq and is a predicted model, not a curated record. Bases 167 to 1696 code for a protein of 509 amino acids. Gene Ontology annotation, molecular function: metal ion binding.